Molecule: messenger RNA, 731 nt
Organism: Triticum dicoccoides
Lineage: Eukaryota; Viridiplantae; Streptophyta; Magnoliopsida; Poales; Poaceae
Product: protein BOLA1, chloroplastic-like
Exons: 2
Coding region: 259-567 (102 amino acids)
Biological process (GO): iron-sulfur cluster assembly
Cellular component (GO): chloroplast
Source: RefSeq, a predicted model, not a curated record
AUCACAAAGCGGGGAUAGCUCAGUUGGGAGAGCGUCAGACUGAAGAUCUGAAGGUCGCGUGUUCGAUCCACGCUCACCGCAUACAUCUUUUUUUUUCUCCUAUACGAAAAUUCUAGCUAUAUACUCGGGCUUUUUAUUGUUCCGCUGCUUUCCCCUUCUCCACCCUUAAGCCGCCGUCUUCCUCCUCGACUUCCGACCGCAACACACGACGCCACAACUUCCAGCAACGACGCAGUUGCUCUUGAAUCAGGCUGAAAAAUGAUGGGUUCGCGAGGUACCAGUGUUGUGCUCUCAAGAGCUGCUCGGAUGAGGCAAAAGCUGCAGUCUGCUUUGGAGGCCAGUGCACUAGAUAUUGAAGAUGUUUCUUACCAACAUGCUGGGCAUGCGGCUGUCAAGGACAAUGCAAAUGAGACGCAUUUUAACAUCAAGGUAAUUUCACCCAAGUUUGAAGGGCAGAGCCUUGUGAAGCGUCAUAGGAUGGUGUAUGAUCUCUUGACCGAUGAGUUGAACUCGGGUCUUCAUGCUAUCUCCAUUGUUGCGAAAACUCCAACAGAGUCGGGAUCAUGAAUGUAAUUUUUCUCGACUCGAUUAGUGUUUGUUCCGAAAUAAGUUGAUUGCAGCAAUAGCAUGUAGCCACGAAUCGGUUUGUAAAGCAAUGUUAUGGCAUGCAUAUUUCUUCAUGAUAAAGACAUACUGUUGCCUUGGUUGAAGUGUGAAUUUCUCUAUGUGCA